Molecule: messenger RNA, 414 nt
Organism: Closterium sp. Yama58-4
Lineage: Eukaryota; Viridiplantae; Streptophyta; Zygnematophyceae; Desmidiales; Closteriaceae
Source: the annotation of a GenBank genome assembly
AUGGCGCCGAAGGUAGAAGGGGAGCAGAAGGCCGCGAAGAAGGGACCCAAGAAGGAGCCCGCCGCUAAGAAAGCCGUUGCCGCGGGGAAAAAGCCCAUAGGCGACAAGAAAGAGAAGAAGAAGGCUCGCAAGGCCGUCACGGAAACGUACAAGAUCUACAUCUACAAGGUGCUAAAGCAGGUGCAUCCAGACACGGGCAUUUCGUCCAAGGCUAUGUCGAUCAUGAAUUCCUUCAUAAAUGAUAUUUUCGAGAAGCUUGCGACGGAGGCGUCGAAGCUCGCGCGGUACAACAAGAAGCCGACGAUCACGUCUCGCGAGAUCCAGACGGCUGUUCGGCUGACGCUUCCUGGAGAGCUGGCGAAGCACGCUGUUUCGGAGGGAACGAAAGCCGUGACCAAGUUCACGAGUGCAUAG